UACCCUUCACCCUCCCGCACCCCCCUUUCCUCCCCCUCUCAUUCGUCAUUAUCCUUCUCUCUCUCUCCAACCCUGGGCGCGCAAACCAUUUCCCUCGUUGGGACCGCCGAAAGCAACAACCUUCUUCUUUUUCUUUUUUCUUUUUCUUGUCCGACUCUUCUCUACUCUCAAGCGUCCUAUCUCGCCGAGCAUUACUCAUCACGACAGCCCGCCAUGCCCAUAUCAUUACUACCCGCCUCUGCCCAGGCCUUUGCGCCCCGCUCUGCGCCGACCAUCGUCCUCAGCUCCAAGGUUGAACCGUGGUUAACCCAGACGCUGAAGCGCAUAAACCGCAUAAAGCGUCCGCUCAACAGCGUGCCACAACAUUAUCGUUGUCUCACCGAGACGCUGUCCGGCUCCGCGGCUAUCUGGUCUCUGUGCUCCCUCAUGCUCCCGAAGGCUCCUGAUUCGGAGCUCCGGAGGGAUCCCGACCCGCUGGUUGAGGCCAUGUUCAACUACCAGCUAAUCCAGAUCGAGGCUUACGUGGUACAUGUUGACAUGGUGUCGCAGCAUGAGGUCGCAUUCAAGCUCACCCCAGAGACUAUUGAAGCACUGAUCGAGUACCACAAGGAUAUUUACUCGGUCGACGUGGCUGCCAACACGUGGUCUUGGGCUGAAAAGGACGCCCAGUUGAAGAAGCUGCAGGACGAGUUUGUCCAAGCCGUCAACAAGUACGUGUUUAGGACUGGCGUUCGCGCUUUGGAAGGCCUCGAAGAAGAUGGUGCUGGCGAGCUUUUGGAAGGCAGAGGAGAGGAGGUCAAGGGCGCCAUCAUGGGUCUGUUCCAUCCACUUCUUCCUCCUCCUCCCAGGAUCGUCGACAUCGUUCGCCCUGCCCCGAUGCUCCCGACCUCUCAAGGCGUUGGCAACUGGUGGCACUCGCCUCAGCAGGGGCCGCCGGUGCACCCUGCCCCGGUUGAUUCUUGGAGGGUUGUACCGUCGACUCCUAGCCCGCCGAUUACCACCUGCGCCGACAACCAAUCGACGUACUGGAGCGCGGGUAUGAACGACUUCCAGCUUCCCUCUCCGACGCCCUCCUUCAGCCAGCCAAUGUGCACGUCGGGCCCCUACUACAGCCCUCCGCAAAUCCAGGCCCCGGUGCCGUCGUUGUUCCCGAGCACCCUGAUCAACCAAUGUGGACCGGCUCCCUCGUACUCUGGUUUCGGUGCUGGAGCGUUUGGAUGGGGUUACAACGACUGGGCACCCUCCUCGAGAAGCAGGUGAUCUGGCCAGUCGCUCCUCCACGAAGCUGCCUUCCCCACCCACACGCGCCUCGGGGCUUAUCCGGGUAGCCUUACGAUUACUCACGAGAUGAGAUGCGACACUGCAUGACUUG
Messenger RNA from Aplosporella prunicola CBS 121167, 1372 nucleotides. RefSeq lists its product as uncharacterized. The transcript is spliced from 2 exons. The record is from RefSeq and is a predicted model, not a curated record. NCBI's taxonomy places the organism in Eukaryota, Fungi, Ascomycota, Dothideomycetes, Botryosphaeriales, Aplosporellaceae. Bases 214 to 1260 code for a protein of 348 amino acids.